Drosophila pseudoobscura is the source of this 1287-nucleotide messenger RNA. RefSeq names its product prolonged depolarization afterpotential (PDA) is not apparent (gene pinta). Bases 135 to 959 code for a protein of 274 amino acids. The record is from RefSeq and is a predicted model, not a curated record. Gene Ontology annotation, molecular function: phosphatidylinositol bisphosphate binding. NCBI's taxonomy places the organism in Eukaryota, Metazoa, Arthropoda, Insecta, Diptera, Drosophilidae. The transcript is spliced from 3 exons. Gene Ontology annotation, cellular component: membrane.
UCGCUGAGUCGGCGUUUUGACAGUAACGCAGUCGCCAAAAAGCUUAGAUAGAUUACGUUGUCGUGGAAGCGCAUCGCGCUCAAUUUGUUUAUAAACAACUGCUCAGUUAAUUGCAAUUGGAAACCCCGACCGCCAUGUGGUCGCGCAGCAGCAGUGCAAGGCGGCAAGUCACCGCCAUAGACAGUGAUCCCGAGAAGGUAUUGAGGCAGGUGCAGGAGCUGAGCGACUGGCUGGACGCCAAUCCCCAGAUCAACGGAUGCAAGACGUUCGAGAAUUUGCAUUUUUUUCUGCGCACCUCCAAAUUUGAUGUGGAACGCACAAAGAAGAAGCUAAAGACAUUCUAUCAGAUGCGUGCAGAGCGAACCGAAUGGUUCGAUAAUCGCGAUCCCAACUUACCCGAAAUCCAGGAGCUGCUGGAACUGGGCGUUUUUCUUCCCGUUGGCCCGGACUCAGACAAUGGUUGUAUGGUUGUGGUCAUUCGGACGGCGGCCCAUGAUCCGAAGAAACACACACAGAACAACGUCUUCAAAACCAGUAAAAUGAUAUUGGACUUGCUGUUGAAGCUCGAUCCGGAGAGCUGUGCUAAGGGCAUGGUGGCCAUACUGGAUAUGCAGGGCGUUCAGUUGGGUCAUGCCCUGCAGCUGAAUCCAAAGCUCAUUAAACGAUCGGUGGAGAGCUGGACAGCCUAUCCCUGCCAGCCCAAGCUAUUGGAGUUUACUAACGCUCCGCGUCAUGUAAACAUCUUUCUGAACACUUUCCGGAUCUUCAUGACACCCAAGAUACGGUCCCGAGUGAUGGUCCGCCGCGAGGGAACCUCUGUGAACAGUGCUCACUUGCCAAAAGAACUGGGUGGGCAGGGCCCGAGCUACGCCGAACUCGCCAUCAAAUGGAAACGGUUGCUGGAGGAGAAUUCCGAUUUCUAUGUGGAACAAGACAAAUAUAAAAGCAAGCUCAAGUAAUAUAGGUUAGCGGGCGGCGGCGACAAAGAUAACGUGGCGAUUAGCCAAGUGCUAUAGAUUAGGGCGACUCAUUGUCGAUGCGUAAAUGCUCAUUGGCGCAUACCUUUGUCGCCUGCAGUUGUAUAUUGCUUAAUUCCAUACAAAGAUCUAAUAAGUUGUACAUACUCUUGUAUACUUUUCAUUUUCAUCACGCUUAUCUGAAUAUAAGCUAAUCAAUUGUUUUUGUUUUUUUUUUGUUAAUGGAAGUCAAUGUACGAUACAAAAUUGAUCCAGAGCAUGGGCUGUAUUCAUAAUAUUCUCUUUAUUAGUAUAAAACGUAUCAAAAAUG